Messenger RNA from Aureobasidium namibiae CBS 147.97, 2148 nucleotides. Its product is annotated as ATP-dependent metallopeptidase Hfl. Gene Ontology annotation, cellular component: mitochondrial inner membrane. NCBI's taxonomy places the organism in Eukaryota, Fungi, Ascomycota, Dothideomycetes, Dothideales, Saccotheciaceae. The coding region runs from base 1 to 2148 and encodes 715 amino acids. Gene Ontology annotation, biological process: protein quality control for misfolded or incompletely synthesized proteins; mitochondrion organization. The record is from RefSeq and is a predicted model, not a curated record. Gene Ontology annotation, molecular function: ATP binding; ATP-dependent peptidase activity; metalloendopeptidase activity. The transcript has 3 exons.
AUGGCCUCUCGCGGCGCCCAGUGCACGCUGACCUCUACAGUGCUCCGCACCCAGCCUUACUCUUCGUGCGCAUCCUAUCGUCCUUCGCUUGCCACAAUCUCCCGUACGCCACUCUCGCACACCCAGUCCAUCUUCCGUCAAACCCGCGCAGCCAGCGGCGUCCCGCAAAACUUGCUUGCCAGUUUGGAAAAGACUGCCAACAACAACCCCCAGAGCGCUACCGCCCAAAACGCCUUCUACUCUGCUCUGCUCCGCGCCGGUCACCACGAUAUCCUGGUCGAACGCUAUGACUCGGGUCGUUAUGCUACAAGUCCCUCUGUCGAUAACCUUUACUCCCGCGCUGUAGACAAAGUCGGUCAGUCCGAAUCCAAUCCAUCCGACGACAAUGCCCAAAUUGCUGGCCAGGCUGUUGCCUCUACUACCCGUGGCGGUAACGUUUCCGUCUCGCGUAGAGGCAAUGGUGCUAAGAAAGAGCCUCUUUACGUUGUGGUCGACGAAUCCCUCGGCGCAACUGUCUUUAAGUGGUUCAAGUUCAUAGUAGUGUUUGCCUUCACCGUCUACAUGUCUCUGGUCCUUCUCACUCUCUUCAUCGAUGCCACCGGUGUCAUCAAGAAGGUUGGUGGAGCCCAGGACAACCAAGCGAAACCCGAGAUGCAAAAGACUCGUUUCACCGAUGUCCAUGGCUGCGACGAGGCAAAGGAAGAACUCCAGGAACUCGUUGAAUUCCUCAAGGCUCCCGAAAAGUUCUCGACUCUUGGUGGAAAGCUGCCUAAGGGUGUUCUUCUCACUGGCCCUCCCGGUACUGGUAAAACUCUCCUCGCUCGCGCUGUCGCCGGUGAGGCCGGCGUCCCGUUCUUCUACAUGUCUGGUUCUGAGUUCGACGAGGUCUACGUUGGUGUAGGCGCCAAGCGCGUUCGCGACCUGUUUACCCAAGCCCGUGGAAAAUCGCCUGCGAUCAUCUUUAUUGACGAACUCGAUGCUAUCGGUGGCAAGCGUAAUGAACGUGAUGCCGCUUACGCAAAGCAAACCCUGAACCAACUUCUCACCGAGCUCGACGGUUUCGACCAGGAUACUGGCGUCAUUAUCAUUGGCGCUACCAACUUCCCUCAAUCGCUCGACAAGGCUUUGACCAGACCUGGACGUUUCGACCGUAAUGUUGUCGUCGGCUUACCCGACGUUCGUGGCCGUAUCAGCAUUCUCAACCACCAUCUCAAGAACAUUCGCAUUGAUGGCGAGGUUGACGCUACUGUUCUCGCUCGUGGUACUCCCGGCUUCAGCGGUGCUGAACUCGAGAACAUCUGUAACCAGGCUGCUGUCCGUGCAUCCAAGAACAAGGCCAAGCGUGUCACAAUGGACGAUUUGACCUGGGCCAAGGACAAGGUACUAAUGGGCGCAGAACGUCGUUCCGCCGUUAUCCAGCAAAAAGACAAGGUCAUGACUGCGUACCACGAGGGUGGCCACGCGCUUGUUGCCAUGCUUACAAAGGAAACGACACCCCUCUAUAAGGCUACAAUCAUGCCUCGUGGCCACGCCCUUGGUUUGACCCAAAUGCUCCCAGAACUCGACAAGGUAUCGGAAACCAGAGCAGAGAUGAUGGCUCAGAUAGACGUCUGCAUGGGCGGCAAGGUCGCUGAGGAACUCAUCUACGGACCCGAUCAAGUCACCACUGGUGCAUCUUCCGACAUUCAGAGCGCCACUCGUAUUGCUCACAUGAUGGUGACACAGGCUGGCAUGUCAGACAAGCUCGGCAACGUCGAUCUCAACUCCGACUACGCCCGUCUCUCCUCCGAAACAAAACAACUCAUCGAAAGCGAGGUCCGCAGACUGGUGGAAGAAGGCCACGCCCGUGCCACCAAACUCCUCAAUGACAACCGUGAAGGACUGGAACGUCUAGCGAACGCGUUGGUCGAAUACGAGACGUUGACCAAAGAUGAAAUGGAAGCCGCGGUGCGAGGGGAAAAGCUAUCGCCGAAAAAGCCAAUGGCUGAUCCAGAUGUCCCCGUUAAGAACGUUCCUGAAUUCCCUCUGCCACCUACAUUUUUGCCGCCAUCAAUAGGUGGUGGCAGUGGUCCCGGAGGUGUACCUUCCCCCAGACCCGCGCCUGGCGGUAAUGAAGAUGGACCUUCUCCUUAUCCUACCGGUCCUUAG